UUAUAUGGACUGGUUCAGGAUCGAGCCGUACUGUCGAAGAUGGGCAAAGUAAAAUCGAAGAAAAUCUACAAAAACCCGAACAGAUUUUUCGAGUUUUGGUUGUCAAAUCUGGCAAGUGAAGCAAGGAAAAAGUCUGUAAAGCUAGCCAGUACUUAUUCGAAGGCUCUUUGUUCUUUAAAAAAGUAUCCUAUCAAAUUAUCAUCUGGGAAAGAGUGUCAGCUCUUAAAUGGGUUCGGUACAGCGAUUUGUAAUAUUUUGGAUGAACGAUUGAAGGAUUUUGCCGAAAGGAAUUCGCUGUCUAUACCCGAGGCUCUUGCAUUGGGGAAUUCCCUUACUCCUGCCGAACUUGCAAAAAAAUGCCUUACAAGCGUAAUGAUUUUUUCGAACGAAAUUCCACAACCGCCUCGAGGAAAACGCGCACAGACUCCAGAAAUUUCGACAUUAAAUGAGGACUAUACACAUCUGGUAACUCUUUCUAACCAAUAUCCCCCUGCACAGCCAACUCGCAUUUCCAUUGCUAAGUCGUCAGAGAAAGCUUCCUCUGAUAUAAUUCAUGACGCAAAUCUGUUGCCAGUUGACUAUAUACCUCAAGGUGCUUAUGAAAUAAUUCUUUUGGUAGAUGUCCGGGAGUCGUUUAACAAAGUGAAAUUUGAUGAAACAGUUCGUGCUCGUGGAGUUAAAUGGGAAAUUAGUAGCCUUCCUGUUGGUGACUUUGUGUGGCUUGCUCGGGAGAUUGGAGGCUCUACAACCCAGAGAGAGAUCGUCUUGGGAUUAGUAGUGGAAAGAAAGAGAGCUGAUGAUCUUGCCUCCAGUAUCGUUGAUGGUCGCUUUGUUGAGCAGAAGUCAAGAAUGCAGAGAUUAGGCUUUCGAAAAAUGUACAUAUUUGAAGAGUGCAGAAAUAUGUACAACCUGCGAAUCUCUCAUGAAACUCUUCUGCAAGCCAUGAUAAACUCUGAGCUUGUGGAUGGAUGCGAUGUUGUAACUUGCUCAAACAGCGACCAGUGCACAGCUUAUCUAACUUCGCUUACCAAUUUUCUGACAAACGAAUCCAAGAAAUGCGAUCUUGCAGUCUAUUCAGGCGGGCGCAGACCCCAAAAAGAUCCUAGCAGUGUUGAUGGAUUAUGGGGGAUUCCAUGGUUGGAGUAUGUUGAUAUGGGAAAGAAAUCCCCAGAGUUACCUCUGCGAGAGCAAUUCGGACUGCAUCUACUUCAGAUUCACUCUAUUACUGGCGCCAAAGCAAAAGACAUUGUGUCAUUAUUUCCAACUCCCAGAAGGUAA
This is a messenger RNA of Rodentolepis nana, 1278 nucleotides long. The record is from the annotation of a GenBank genome assembly. NCBI's taxonomy places the organism in Eukaryota, Metazoa, Platyhelminthes, Cestoda, Cyclophyllidea, Hymenolepididae.